ACCUGCAAGAGUUCGGGAGCGCCGCGCCGCGCCGGCAGCCGUGUGGCGGCGUGGCAUCAACGUUUCGUUGUGUGCCGAAGCGCGCGCGUUUACCAUAACCUCGCUUGGUCGGUCGUCGCUCGUGGCUUGGCAGGAUGUCGUCGUGCACGGACUUGUUGCGCCUGAACGAGAAGGGGUUGUUCAAGGAUGUCAAGGUGAGCCUGUCGAGAAGCGCCAAGGAGACGCGAAACAUCCUCGAGAUACGCGACAACGUGCUGUACGUGUGGAACGCCGACAAGUGCUGCGUGCUCACGCUCAACGUCGCGGCGACCCGCGGCAAGCUCGACGAGGACAUUCCUUAUCAGACGCUACGACCAACGGAUCCGCCGAUAUUUGAGGUCACGAAUGUACUGAUAAACGAGACUGCAACGCAAUUGGCGCUAUGGGGCAAACUGGGCAUUGCUCUUAUGGAAUUACCGAAGCGAUGGGGCAAGGACGCCGUUUACGAAGGCGGUAAAGAAGAGAUUCUUUGCACGAAUCAUAAUUUCGGCGACUUCGGGGCAACCACGGAGAUUCAACGAGUGCGAUGGCAUCCGGGAUCUACGAACGACUCUCAUCUAUUGAUUUUGACAUCUGAAAAUUCUUUUUGUUUAUAUGAAUGCGAACUGGGCGGUGCACCGAGACUCGUAAAAUGCUGGAAGGUCGGCCGCGCGCCGUCGAGCUCGCCAUCGAAAAUCCCGGACUUUACGUCCCUCGGCGAAACUGCAGUGGACUUCGAUUUCGCCACUCCUACCCUGAGGAAGCCGGAAUUGUUCGCCAACAAGAACACGAACGAGAUAAAGGAAGCGGUAGAUUGGAAUCAGAUCGAAUGGCCGAUCUUGGUGCUGCGUGGAAACGGCGAAGUACUAAUCGUUCGUGGAAACUUUUUAUUGGAGAACUAUGAGAAUCCAGUAGUGUUGGGUUCGCUGUCCAUGUAUCCGUCGACCGACGAUAAUUACGGGAUAGAUUCAUGCUCUAUCAUGUGCCUGCAAACUACCCCGCCGAUAGUGGUCAUCGCCAUGUGCACCGGAAAGAUUUAUCACGCGAUACUGCUGCGCGAAAUAUCGGACGACGAUGACGACGACAGAAAGACUUGGUCGCAAUAUGGUUCAAACUACAGUCUUCAUACGCCGGACGAUGCGCUUUACGUUUACGAAUGCGUCGAACUGGAGCUCGGUCUUCUCUUUACGGAUGACGAUAAGAAAUAUAAUUGUCCCAUCCAUCUUCACUGCGACAAGGGCAAUAAAUCGAGAUAUUUUUGCUCUCACAAUGCUGGGAUUCAUAUGGUGAGUUUACCGAUGGUUUCUCAACUGGAGGAGCUUAUACAUGACAAUAGCGGGAAUUAUUUGCCAUCUUUGUUAAACCAAUCGGUUUUACAAUAUCUAUUUUCUACGAGAACCAAGCACACGAACGUAGACGAAGCUACGCCGAUACUCGGCUUCGGUCUCCUUCAAGAGCCCUGUGUUCUAGUCGCAUUGCUGCACACAGGCGUUGUCAUCGAUCUGUCGGUUAUAGAUCUUUAUUAUCUCCCUAGGAUUGAACAGCUAGAACCGGUUAUGAAUCUUACGAAAAAGGUAAAUAAGGAACCAUUCGACGUAUACAUCAAGAAAUUAUUGAGACGUGAGACAUCGCAACCUAUAACUAAAAUAGGAUCUCGCUCGAUGUCUUUAAGUGAAUCUUUAGAGUUGUUGUAUCACGCCACAAAUAUUUUUCGUACUCAACACUUCGUUCGACACGACAAAGUCCGGGAAGAAAUCAGUAAGAAAGUACGCGCUUUGAAAGCUUUGAAAAGCCACCUAUUAAAAGAACUCGAUACGUUGACAGAGACGAAGAAAGAAUUGCGACAGACCGCCGAACUUUUAGCCGAGCGAUAUGAAGAUAUUAAUGAUAAACAGAAAGAAUUGGCCCGUAGAGCAGAGGAAGUUUUAAGAUUGGUCAAUUACAAAGAACCUUCGAUGACUUCCGUCGAGCGAGCGGAGGCGGAAGAAUUAAAGAAAAUGGACGUAAAGAUACACGAUAUGAAGAUUCGACUUGAACAGCUCAAGAAAAAGUCUGCUCAACAGACUGCGCAUACUAAUGGUACUGAGGUCAAUGGAAAGACGAAAGAAAUUGUUUUCACACACAAUCAAGAGGAGGCAGUAAAGGAGACUCUUUGUCAAAUGGCGAAAAAUAUAAAGAAUUUGGUUGAUCAAGCAAAACAGAUCAGAGCAGAAAUUAGUCUUUCAUAUAUUAGCAAGCAGUAAUAGCAAAUAUUAUUAAUGUCUAAAUUGUAAUUAGUGAAUUUAAAUUUCAUUUUAAAACAAAUUUGUAUACAAUAAA
Molecule: messenger RNA, 2337 nt
Organism: Wasmannia auropunctata (little fire ant)
Lineage: Eukaryota; Metazoa; Arthropoda; Insecta; Hymenoptera; Formicidae
Gene: mbo
Product: nuclear pore complex protein Nup88
Exons: 13
Coding region: 135-2261 (708 amino acids)
Biological process (GO): protein import into nucleus; ribosomal small subunit export from nucleus; mRNA export from nucleus
Cellular component (GO): nuclear pore
Molecular function (GO): structural constituent of nuclear pore
Source: RefSeq, a predicted model, not a curated record